Molecule: messenger RNA, 6652 nt
Organism: Oncorhynchus masou masou (cherry salmon)
Lineage: Eukaryota; Metazoa; Chordata; Actinopteri; Salmoniformes; Salmonidae
Product: EF-hand calcium-binding domain-containing protein 6
Molecular function (GO): calcium ion binding
Source: RefSeq, a predicted model, not a curated record
GAGUGCUUUCUGUUGUCUGUAGCAACCGCGCACCUAGCCUAUUCUGCAAAACCAUCUCGAGUUGGAGACGAGGCACAAAAAAUUAACCUUUGCCGUCGUACGCAGUGAAGGAACUUCAGCAUAGAGUAGAAUAAGCUAUCGAGGAAGAAUUAAUAACGAAUAUAGUUCAAUAGGACUAUUUUGUGCUAUCAUCACCAUGUGACGUUUGCGACCGUUUUUAUCCUGGAGUAUGACAGAUACAAUGUCUAGACUGUCCUCGGUUGCUUCUCUUCGACUACCAGCCAUUCAGCACCCGUUAUCAAGACUCAUAGACCCAGAAACCCUCUCUCUCAGAGGCUACUCCAGAGAUUACGCUGGGAGUGACGAAGUUGUACCACCGCUAUUGCGGGAUGGGGACCUCGACUUUGUUUUCCGAGGUCAAAACACAAGAAGGGCCACAGGUUAUCCUUAUGACAAGGCUCCGCCGAAGCAGAGCAGUUUCAGCCUGGUCUCGCAGCCAAUCCCCGAAGGAGUCGAAGUCUCAGUAGCCCUUGAUCCGGUUAAACCACGGCUGCCCAUCUUUGGUCAGCGGGUGGCACCAGAGAGCAGGGGGAGCCGAGUCACCAGCCAAACCAGUACCAUUAAAACCAGCAUCACCAGUCAAACCAGUACCAUCAGCCAAACCAAUAUCAGCAGAACCAGUAUCCUUACCAGAACUACUACCGCAGCCUCCUGCCCUGAGGCCCAGCUCAGGAUCCAAGUGGACCAGCUUGAGCACGAGCUAAGGCAGAACAUUCAGUUGUUAGGACACUUGAACCUUCAACGAAUGUUCAAGAACAACCAUCCGGAGGGAAAAGCACUGGCCAACAGAGAUGUGUUGCUGAUGAUCCUCACCAAGUUUCUGGGCCGAUUCAUCACACUGCAGCAGUACAGCCAGUUGCUGCUCCGACUGCAUUUGUCGAAGAAGGCAGCCAUUAGCUUUGAGGAGCUGUGGGAGGCCAUAAGAGAGUCUGGAGCAGGUGGACCAGCCACUUGGUUUAACCCCACCCAGGAACCCAGCACAGCCCCUCCCCUUUCUCCAGCUAAAGUCACAGCCUCCCAGACCCUAUCCCUAUUGCGGGGACAGGCCCAGAACAGGUUCCUGGAGGUCAUAGAGUCACGUCCCACUGAGCUCGGCCUACAGAGGAUCAGUUUGAUUGUAGCUCCAGAGCUGAAGAGAUGUCUUGCACAGUUGGGCCUCAACUUAGAGGACCGGGAGUUUGAGAAGCUUUGGAAGAAAUUUGACAGCAAAGGACUUGGAGCCGUGAACGUGGAAGGUUUGCUAAGGAAACUUGGACUGAGCCAGAGAAAGACCUCAGACACCAACGAUAAUAAUGAUCAAGUUUCAUCUUCUAUCAAUGGUGAAGACACCAAAGCCAGACCGAGGGUCCUGUCGAAGUCAGAGGAGGAGCGGGGGGUAUCCAUCGCCAUGGAGAAGUGGCUGAAGGACAAAUUUAGGGAGGGCGUCCAGAGAAUGAAAUCCCAGUUUGACCAACUGGAUCCAGACCAGACCUGCAAGGUGGGCCUGGAGGAGUUUCUGCAGGUGCUGAAGACCUUUGGCCUGAAUCUAAAGAGGGAGCAUGUGGGCUUGUUUUUGGCUCGCUGUGGCCUGGGCCUCAACAAGGCAGGUGUGAUCCAUUACCCAGAGUUCCUCCGCAUGUUUCAGGACCGCAGCGAGGAAGGGGUCACACAUAGGAUCCUAUCCAAUCCACAACACAGGUUUCACCAUAUCCAGGGGAGCAUCAGCCAUGCGUCCACAGUCACCAUGGUGGAGGCUAAACUUGCUCGACUCUUCCAGUCAGAGUACCUCGCUCUGUUAGAUAUGUUUCAGAGCAUUGAUAAAUGCCACAGGAGGGUGGUGAGCCAGGAGGAGUUUCGAGCAGCGAUUGAGAGCAGAUUUGGCCUGGAGGUCGCGGAACCUGAGUUUGACCAGCUGCUGGACAGGCUGCCCCUGGACAAGGACGGAAAUGUCCAGUACCCAGUCUUCAUGGCUGCUUUCGACACAAGGAGAGGAGUUCCCAGCCUUUUCGAGGCAAGUCCUGCGGGGAAUUUGGGGCGUACAAACGAAGAACAGGAGGGGCUAAACGUGCAACUUGAGAAUGAGGAGAGUGGGACUCUGGGACGGGGACGGAGUGUGGCACAGCUGUUCCAGAUCAUCAAGGCCCUGGUGAAGAACCACUACCAGGCAGCAGAGCGAGUCUUUGAGAAGCUGGAUGAGAAGAACACCAAACGUCUCAGUCAAGAGACCUUCUACCAGCUUCUAAAGAGAUUUGACAUCCACCCCGAAGUGAGCGGGGAGAUCCGACAUCUUUGGGUCACUUUGAUUACCAACCAGGACAGGACGCUGGAUUUCUUGCAGCUUGCGCGCCACUUUGGCUACUCUCCCAAGUCCUCGUGCUUUCCCAACGCCAAGCGCAGCCCCCCAAAGAAAGGGGAUGAGAAUCUCCGGCAGUGCUCCAGAAAGCUCCACUGUGUGUCUGACAUACUUGCAGAUGGAGUGCGUGCCAAGGUGGAGCUGUCAUUGGAUGAGUUGCGAGCGGAGUUCGAGGAGUUGGAUCCUUAUAGGACGGGGUUUGUGAGCCAGGAGGAGUUCCAGGAAGUGCUGAAAGGUCUGUGUGUGCACCUCGAUGGCUACGAGUGGGAGAUGCUGGCUCGAAAGUUUGACAUCAACAGGGAUGGAAGGGUUUCCUUCGUUGAGUUCCUGAGGCCCUUUGGGAGACGGAAACAGCCGUGGAGGCAUGGAUCCAACAUGGCCGGCAUACUGCAGUUCCAUAACGAAACAGAGGAUCUGUCUGCAGAGAAAGGCUCUUCCUUGUGUGACCAAGUACCACUGAGCUCAAGACUAAGGAAGAAGCUCCAGCGGCAGGGCAAGAUUCUGCGUCGGGCCUUCCACAGGCUGGACAGCUCCGACAGUGGCUACCUCUCCCCAGGCGAGUUCCGAGCGGUUCUGCGGCUGUGUGACGUACCCUUGAACCCGGAGGAGUACUACCAUGUCUUGGCCUGGCUGGACCGAGACCUGGCAGGCCGGGUGGCCUAUCGCCGGCUGAUCCAGGACAUACGCAAGAGAAGAACCUCUGGGACUAGAGUAAAGUAAAGAGUCAUCAUCAACCAUCAUAAUGACGUCAUUUCCGGGUUGAAAUAUUUUUUUCUGGUUGAUGUGACGUCAGAUUAUACAACAAAUUUAAGACGUAUUUUCCUGUUCACUAAAAAGAUGUCUAAAUAACGUCCUUUUACAAUCGCCUUACAACCUGACUGUGAUGUUACAAAAUAUGCCAGCUUGUCAUUGCAACCAGAUUUGCCUGCUGGGCAAAUUAGCAGGGGCAAUUUGCUUUGCAUUAGGUUGUCAAAAUGACAUACAAACAACAUUUAGACAUCAAAUCAAAUGUAUUGGUCACAUACACAUGUUUAGCAGAUGUUAUUGCGGGUGUGGCGAAAUUCUGUACAUGACUGUAUUUAUUUAGUGUCACUCCACAAUAAUACAACCCAGCUAUCACAUAAUGUUUUGAGAAACACGUUUCUUAGAGCUUGGUGAAAGUGUGGUUGUCCUCUGGUUGUUUUGCAUUUCCAUUCUGGGAAUGUUGCAGGAUACCCAGCUAGCACAUAACAUUCUGAGAAUUAUGUUAUAAAUUAAGAAACAAUGUUCUUCUGUGAGAGUGCCAGUACUUCAGCGUAACGUUUUCUAUAGGUUUCCUCAUUGUUCAAUUAAAAAUAAUAUUCUCAGGAUGUUCAGAGAACUUCAAAAAACAAUGUUCUUCUGUGGAAAUUUCAGUACUUCAGCGUAACAUUUUCCGCAAGUUUCUUCAUGGUUCUAUUUAAUGUCAUGUUCUCAGAACAUUCAGAGAAUGUUAAGAAACAAUGUAGUUGCUAGGACUUUCUGGCAGUGGUCUGAGAGGAAGGGGGAAACUGAAAACUAGCUGUUAUUGACAGAGAGGUUUGGAACUCUCGCUCUUAGUAGUCAAUUAACUAAUUUACCAAUCUUUUCAAACACGUCUCACACUGAAAGGGCAUUGUCAUAAUUUUCAUGAUUUCCCAAUAUUAUUCCAACAUCAUAGUGUGAAAAUAUAUACAGUGCCUUCUGAUAGUAUUCACACCCCUUGACUUUUUCCACAUUUUGUUGUGUUACAGUCUGAAUUAAAAAUGAUUUAAAUUGAGAUUUUGUUUCACUAGUCUACACACAAUACCCCAUAAUGUCAAAGUGGGAUUUUGUUUGUAGAUUAUUCUUUUUUUAUAUAAAUCUGUAAUGUCAUGAGGCAAUCAAUCAAUCAAGUAUUCAACCCCUUUGUUAUGGCAAGCUUAAAUAAGUUUAGGAGUAAAAAUGUGCUUAACAAAUGGCAAAAUAAAUUGCAUGGACUCAUUCUGUGUUCAAUAAUAGUGGUUAACAUUAUUUAUAACUACCCCAUCGUUGUACCCCACACAUACAAUUAUCUGUAAAUGUCCCUCAAUCGAGUAGUACAUUUCAAGCACAAAUUCAACCACAAAGACCAGGGAGAUUUUUCAACACCUCGUAAAGGGCACCGAUUGGUAGUGUAAAAAUAAAAAAGCAGACGCUAAAUAUCCCUAUGAGCAUGGUGAAGUUAUGAAUUAGGAUUUGGAUAGUGUAUCAACAGGCAUCCUUCCUAACUCAGUUUACAGAGAAGAAGGAAACUGCUCAGGGAUUUCACCAUGAGGCCAAUAGUCACUUUAAAACAGUUACAGAGUUAAAAGGCUCUGAUAGGAGAAAAUUGAGGAUGGAUCAACAACAUUGUAGUUACUCCAAAAUGCUAACCUAAAUGACAGUGUGAAAAGAAGGAAGCCUGUGCAGAAUUUUUUUUUUUUACAAAACAUGCAUCCUGUUUGCAAUAAGGCACUAAAGUAAAACUGCAAAACUUGGCAAAGAGAUACAUUUUUCGUCCUGAAUAGAAAGCGUUGUUUGGUGCAAAUCCAACACAACACAUCACUAAGUACCACUCUUCAUAUUUUCAAGCAUAGUGAUGGCUGCAUCAUGUUAUGGGUAUGCUUGUCAUCGGUAUGCUUGUCAUCAAGUAAUAGGACUUUUUGGGGGGGAUAAAAAUAAAUGGAAUAAAACUAAGCACAUUUGGUCCCAUAUUCAUAAUUUGUUCAUGAUUAUCCAUACGUGUUCAGAAACAUCUUCUAUUCUUAUUUACAAUAAAAGUGACGCCAAAAUGACACAAUACAUUAUUCACCAUUCAGUUCCUAUUGGGAAAAACAUUAUCCAAAACACAAUUAAAACAAACUUCAAAUGGAUCCAACAAGUUUGUAGAGUCAAUUGUUUGAUGUCGUCAUUACGUGCUAGGAAUAUGGGACCAAAUACUUAACUUUUGACUGCUUUAAUACACUAUUAGUGAAUUUUUCCAAAUACAAAUAAUUCUUCAAAUGAGGGCACUAGAUACAUAGUGUUUUCAUUUUCAGCGGUUAAACAGAUAUGUAUGAAAAUGUAUGAAAGUACCCUCAUAUGAAACAUUUGAUCUCAAAUUCAAAAUGCUUGAGGAAAGAGCCAAAUGUAAAAAAAAAAAAAAAAAAAACUGUUCAAAUAAAUGAGGAGGGGAGUGUAUAUAUUUCAGCCGGAUCACCCGUGAUACAAGUCAGUAUUUGACAUCCAUCCAUGUCUGAGGACAAUUGGGAGAUGACGUGGAAACUGGCCACAAGGGGCAACAGUGUUUUCUUCAAGUAGGUUUCGAUUUAGUUUUGGCGUUGUAUCUGCCUCUGAUUCCAAAGAUUGCAAGUUUGAAUCCAGUAAUAGAAAGUUGUUUUUCAUAUUUUUUGUUUUAAGACUAUCGCAAACCUUAACUCUUACCUUAAACAUUCAGAGUUAAUGCCUGAACUUAACACUAACCUUAACAUUUUAGAGUUAAUGCCUUAACUUAUUCUUAUACACUUUGAAAUUUGACGUUUGGAACAACUUUGAAAUUUGACGUUUGAGAAACAUGAAUGAACUUCUAAUUCUGAUGUGAGACUGUGAGAGCUAGAAGCUACAUAUAUGAGUGAGAAAGUUAGACCAAAAAAUUCCAACCUCCCAUGCAAGAAUCUGCCUCUGAUUCCGAAGGUUGCAAGUUUGAAUCCAGCGAUAGAAAGUCGUUUUUUAUAUUUUUGUUUUAAGCCUAUCCCAAACCUAAACUCUUACUUGUCUCCCGAGUGGUGCAGCAGUCUAAGGAGCUGUCUCAGUGCUAGAGGCAUCACUACAGAUCACAACCAGCCAUGACCGGGAGUCCCAUAGGGUGACGCACAAUUGGCCCAGCGCUGUCCGGGUUAGGGGAGGGUUUGGCCGGGGUAGACCGUCAUUGUAAAUAAGAAUUUGUUCCUAACUGACUUGCCUAGUGAAAUAAAGGUUAAAUAAAAAUAAUUUUAACGAUUGAGACUGUGAGAUCUGGUAGAUAUACAGUACCAGUCAAAAGUUUGUACACACCUACUCAUUCAAGGGUUUUUCUUUAUUUUUACUAUUUUCUAUAUUGUGGAAUAAUAGUGAAGACAUCAACACUUGUUGAGAGAAUGCCAAGAGUGUGCAAAGCUGUCAUCAAGGCAAAGAGUGGCUAAUUUGAAGAAUCUAAAAUCUAAAAUAUAUAUGGAUUUGUUUAACACUUUUUUGGUUAUUAUAUAAUUCCGUAUCUGUUAUUUCAUAGUUUUGAUGUCUUUACUA